AUGGCCGCCUUUCUUCGACAAAAGCAGACAGGCCUGCAGAAUGACCUGUCUGCGUCCAUCCUUCCCGACCUCUUCGCUCCCGACUACCAAUCCGCAUAUGGCAUCAACUCGCAGGUUAGCUGCUUAGCCUACGAUCCGAUCCAGUCGCUUCUCGCAAUCGCGACCAACGAAUCCAAGUUCGGCCCCGGCAAAAUCUUUGUCUUCGGCCAAAGCAGAGUCCACAAGGUCAUCGAGCCGCCAAGGCGCACAUCCUUCCGCUCGCUCCACUUCGCCGCCAACCGACUUGUCUCUCUUGAUGCCAAGAACGAGCUGGGAGUAUGGGACCUUGACACCGCGAAGCGCAUCGCUGGCCUCGUCUGCCCUGGUCACGUUGCCUGCCUCAUUACGGACCCCAUGCUUGAUUGGGCCUUCCUGGGCCUGGCCACCGGAGAAGUCUUGGCGUAUGAUUUAGACAGGGAGAAUAUCACGAGGUCGUUCAGGCUACCAAACUUCUGGAAAGAGAGAGACCCCAACGCACGCAUCGUUGGGCUGGUGAGCAUUGCGCUGCACCCGAGGGACAUUGGGCAGAUGCUCAUUGCGUACACGACGGGCGCUGUUAUCUACUCGUUCAAGCAGAACAAACCAAUCAAGUUCUUCGAGUAUGUACUGCAACCCGGUGCACCCGGCGGAGGAGGCGAGGCGCCAGACACGGUCCGCCGGCCGAGACUUUCGCAUGCCCUGUGGCACCCAACGGGCACCUUUAUCAUGACGGCCCACGAUGACGGCAGUAUGGUGUUCUGGGACCCCAAGGAUGGCCGAAUAGUCAUGGCCAGAACUAUCAAUGAGUUGAAGGUCGACCAACCAUCGCCGAAUGCGGGCCACGGCGGCUAUACGGAGCCAUAUGGACGCAUCGCUUGGUGCUGCAAAGAGAAUCCGGAUGAUACUGGGUUGCUCAUCGCCGGGGGUCUCAGUCCCGAUGCUCCUCAAAAGGGACUUACCUUUAUCGAGCUUGGACAAACGCCCAUCUAUGCCACUUCGUCAUGGCAAGUCCUUCAGGAUCACUUGCAGGGCAAACGCCACAUCACCUUGCCGACACCGCCUGGUGCCCAAGUCGCUGAUUACCUGCUCAUCCCUCGUUCUUCGCCCUACUUCGCCGGCGCACAGGAUCCCAUUGCUGUCAUGACACUUCUCUCUUCCGGCGAGCUUCUGACCAUGAGCUUUCCUUCGGGAUACCCCAUUAGCCCGACGAACCAGCUGCAUCCAUCCAUCUCGUUUGUUCAUCCAUAUGUCAAUAGGUUUGCUGUGCAAACCCUUGACCGCGGACGUUGGCUGGGCAUGGUGGAAACCAGAAACCAGGGUGAGCCGCUUUUGAAGGGCGGUGCCGAGGCCGCGAAGCCAAAGCGUAGAUACGAGGGUCGUACCAUCUUCCAGAUAGCUCACGGCGACAGCACGGUGCGGUUGUGGGAUGCCGGCCAUGCCGAUGAAAUCGAGAACCCAACCAUGCUGCAGGUCGACGUUGCACGAGCGCUCGAUCGCUACGAGGAUAUCGAUAUUACUGCGAUGAAUCUGGCGCCCAACACGGGCGAAUUCGCGGUGGGAACUCGCACCGGUGAGGUGGUCCUCUAUAGAUGGGCCGGCAACAGAUUCUUCGGCAAAGACCACCACCAGGACCUUCCACCAAACCCAGGAUCUCUGACUGACAUCAGUUCGAGGGCGGAGCCUGGACUCAAGGAAGGCCUGCAGCCAUGGCAGCUGUACGAGAUGAUGCAGGGCCCCAUCUCAGCUAUUUGCGUCUCGGAUGUUGGUUUUGUGGGCAUUGGCUCGGAAGGUGGCUUUUUCACUGUCAUCGACCUGCGAGGCCCUUCGGUCAUCUUCCAAAUCUCCAUGACGGAGUUUGCCAAGCACGAGAAGAGAUCGUCCUUCUUGAAGGGAUCCCACGGCAACAACCAAGGAAAAGAGUGGCCGGUGGCUAUCGAAUUCAGCGUCAUGACACUUGAGGGCGAUAACUACUCUAGCAUCUGCUGUUUCGUGGGCACCAACCUUGGACGAGUUGCCACCUUCAAGCUGCUACCCUCUGGGAAUAGCUACACCGUCAAGCUUGCUGGUGCCCAGCAAUUCGACGGCAAGGUCGUGGCCCUUUGUCCCAUUCAGGCUGACACUGGCAAGCCUGCACUUGCCACAGGACCCAUUGUGGCGGGGCUUAGGAACGGACAACAGGUCCACGGUGUUCUGGUUGCUGUGACACAAACCGAGAUCCGAAUCUUCAAGCCUGCAAGCGCGAAGGGCGCAUCCAAGACUUUUGACGACAUGCUGUGCGACGCAGCUAAUGUCACGGAAUUUGAGCUUCACGGCGUCGCCAUAGUCGGCGUGUUUGGCGACCGGACCACCCGUGCCUUCUCCAUCCCUGGACUCAAAGAGAUUGGCAAGGCCCCGCUCCCCAUGCUCGACAGCAGCCGUAGCAUCUCGUCCGUAGUGACGCAGACCGGUGACAUAUUUGGCUGGACCGGCCCCAGCGAGAUUGCUGUCCUCUCUGUAUGGGGUACUGGCAAUGACCUUCCGGUCAGCGCGGAUGUUCUCAUCAACCCCGAACUUGUCACGCCGCCACGCCCUACGAUUUCAAAUAUCCAGUGGCUUUCGGGAACGCAGCAUGUGUCUCCAACUGACCUCGACCUUCUCAUCGACCCCAACCGUCCUCCCAGCAGGCGGAUGGUCGCAGCAGCAGCAGCAGAGGCGAGGGCCGCACGGGCAGGUGGGCAAGCGGGCCCAAGCAACGCCGGCGCUAGCGGCAGCAACGAGGGUUGGGGCGACUAUUUGACUAGGCAGCUCAACGAACGCACCGAGAGGCUUAACAUUAUGAGUGACAAUAUGGAUAACCUGCAGAACCAGAGCCAGGGAUGGGCAGAUGACGUUGGCAAGUUCAUCAACAAACAAAAGAGGAAUGUCGUGCUCGGCGGUCUCAAGAGCAAGUUCUUCUAG
Molecule: messenger RNA, 2955 nt
Organism: Colletotrichum spaethianum
Lineage: Eukaryota; Fungi; Ascomycota; Sordariomycetes; Glomerellales; Glomerellaceae
Product: Lethal(2) giant larvae SRO77
Exons: 3
Coding region: 1-2955 (984 amino acids)
Biological process (GO): regulation of protein secretion; establishment of cell polarity; regulation of exocytosis
Cellular component (GO): plasma membrane; cytoplasm
Molecular function (GO): syntaxin binding; myosin II binding; GTPase activator activity
Source: RefSeq, a predicted model, not a curated record